UUGCUAGGAGGCGAGAUUACAUCAUCUGGUUCCCAGUUAGCAGCCUGCUGGCAACUCCUAGGAAGUUGUGUCGUUACUGAAAACGCAUUAUUAAAAUCUUUACGGUUACUUUUGUUAAAACUUGUUUUUGUUGAAAUCUCCGCUAAACGAUGUCGUUUGUCCCAGGUCAACCAGUGACUGCAGUUGUGCAAAGAAUUGAGAUCCAGAAACUGUGCCAAGGAGAAAAUCUGAUCCUGGGCUUCAGCAUUGGAGGCGGUAUUGACCAGGACCCUGGGCAGAACCCUUUCUCUGAGGACAAGUCUGAUAAGGGAAUCUAUGUGACCAGGAUAACUCCAGGAGGACCAGCAGAAGUUGCAGGGUUGAGAAUGGGAGACAAAAUCAUGCAGGUAAAUGGCUGGGAUAUGACCAUGGUGACUCACGACCAGGCACGCAAAAAACUGACAAAUAAGAGGGAAGAUGUUGUGAGACUACUGAUAACUAGGAGAUCCCUGGAAGAAGUUGUUAAACAGUCUAAGGGCAAAUCACCCCAGACAGUGAUCGAGGGGCACAGAGCAACGCAAGGACAGCAAAGGACCAAACAUUUUCAUAAUUGCUAAAAACAUCUCCAAAUGCAGCUGCACUGUGGCCUUUUAAAACUACAUCAAUGCAAAACAAGCUAACAGAUACAAGUCAAACACAGCUUAUCUGAUUGUUUAAGGUUUAGGUGACUUAUUAUCAGAGCCUGGAGUACAUUCCCGAUUGCUAUAAAUGUAUCAGCUGUCCCUUUAAGGCCUGUUAUUGUAACUCAGUAAGAGAUGUAAUGACCUGAACAGUGAAGUGAGGUAAAGCUUCACAUCACAGCACAAGAGUGUAACACUAAAUUUAGCACAUCCUUUUGUGACCAAAUACUGGAUACUCUAAGGAAAAUCAUGUUAAUGACAGUUAAUGAGCAGUUUUUCUCUUUUCUAAAACAAAGAACCUGCUGCAAUAAAUGCCAAAGUUAAAGCCAAGAUACUGCCAGGCAUUUAUUACAGUAAUGCAGGGUUUGGGAUACUUUCUUUCCUUUUAACGGUACAGUAUGCUGUUUAAAAGUUAAUGAUAAAAGUAUGGGGUUUAUUAUUAUUUUUUUGGUUAUCUAUUUUCUUUUCAUGUGAAUCUGCUUAUACUUCAUACGAACAGUAUUAUUAUAUAUGGUUGACACCGGUUAUAAUUUUUAAAUAUUUGUUUUGGGAUUUAAUUACAUCAGUUUUGAUGUUUAUCAGGUUAGGAGUUAAAACUUCAUGUUGUCAUAUUUUAGUAGAAAUGUACCCCACUAUUAAAGGCUUUGUACCGAUAAGAUCUAAUUCAGAGAGGUUUUGAAUUGCAACUGGGUGGAAAUCAAGUUCAGAUUUAUUAUUUUAAGACCUAAAAUAAACUGUGGUAAUUUG
This is a messenger RNA of Girardinichthys multiradiatus, 1406 nucleotides long. RefSeq names its product Tax1 (human T-cell leukemia virus type I) binding protein 3 (gene tax1bp3). The transcript has 4 exons. Gene Ontology annotation, cellular component: postsynaptic density; postsynaptic membrane; adherens junction. NCBI's taxonomy places the organism in Eukaryota, Metazoa, Chordata, Actinopteri, Cyprinodontiformes, Goodeidae. Gene Ontology annotation, molecular function: protein binding. The record is from RefSeq and is a predicted model, not a curated record. Bases 150 to 596 code for a protein of 148 amino acids. Gene Ontology annotation, biological process: neurotransmitter receptor transport, endosome to postsynaptic membrane; neurotransmitter receptor transport postsynaptic membrane to endosome.